AGGGACAGCGGCCGGAGCCUGGAAUCCGCGAGUAUUUUUAUUACGUAGAUCACCAAGGACAGCUACCUUCUGAGCAAGGAACUCUUGCUGCUUAUGGAGUACAUGGAUGGAGGCAUCCUGAGCGAUGUCAUCAGCCAGACCUGCCUGUCUGAAGAUGAGACAGCAGCCAUCAGUCGGGAGUGCCUGCAAGGACUGGAUUUUCUUCAUUCAAACGAUGUGAUCCAUCAAGAUGUGAAGAGCAGCAACAUUUUUCUCAGAACUGAUGGUUCUGUCAAGCUGGCUGAUUUUGGCCUCCCUACUCAGCUCACUCCUGAGCAGAGCAGACGGUGCUCACUAACCGGGACUCCUUGGUGGAUGGCGCCUGAAGUGGUGACAGCAUCUGCUCUAGUUUUGGUUGCAUCGGAUUUCCCAUUCCCAAACCUUUGCCAGAUGGAAGAGGAGGCUGAGAGGAAGAUGAGGAUGCCCCAGAACACCCAGGCAGACAAGAAGCUGAGGAUGGAGACCAGAGAGGAAAAAUCCCCGUGGAAGAACCUGGAGGAAGAGGCUGUUUUGAGUGGCUGCACGGGAAAGGAAUCAAACAGAGAGGAAAAUCCCCAGAGAUCCCACAGGAGGAGGGGCUGCAAACCCAGACAAGGGUGCUCUGUGGAGGAAAGACCCACCCUGAGCCAGGAAGGUGGGCAGAGCUUCAGCCAGAGCUCAGAGCUGGUGGUCCAUGAGCAGCUUCAUGAUGGAGUGAAGCCCCACAAGUGCUUGGAGUGUGGGAAGAGCUUCAGGCAGAGCAGCACCCUGAUCCGUCACCAGAUGAUCCACACUGGGGAAUGGACCUAUGAGUGUGGGGAAUGUGGGAAGGGCUUCAGCUGCAGCUCCCAGCUCAUCAACCAUCAACAAAUCCACACUGGUGAAAGGCUCUACGAGUUUCCCGAGUAUCAGAAGAGGUUUCAGAGCAGCUCCCAUCUCCUCCGCCACCAGCGAAUUCACACAGAGGAGAGAGCCUUCCGCUGCCCUGAGUGCGGGAAGGGCUUCCAGAAAAAAUCCACCCUCAUCACCCACCGGCACAACCAUACUGGGGAGAGGCCCUGUGAGUGUCCCACCUGUGGGAAGAGGUUCCAGACCAGCCCAAAUCUCUGCCUGAAUGAGCGGAGUUACACUGGGGAGAGGCCCUUCCGCUGCCCCGACUGUGGGAAGGGCUUCAAGAAAAAAUCCACCUUUAUCAUCCACCGGCACAUCCAUACUGGGGAGAGGCCCUAUGAGUCCCCCACAUCAUGGGAAGAGCUUCUCCAUGAGCUCAGACUUGACCAGACACCAAUGGAGUCACCAGUAAGGGAAGUUCUGUGAGUGCCCCAUCUGCAGGAAGAGCUUCAUGCCCAGCUCCAGCUUCUUUCCCCAUUGGAAGUCACAUGUUGGGAAGAGUGAUCCAUUUUUCCUGUGAUCCAUGCUGGGAAAACAGUUGUCCCUUUUCCUGCCCCUCCCAAUGGCAUGAUGUGUCAUUUAAAAACAUGAGGGUCUGCCCAUGCCCGUGUCAUUACAUUCACUACCACCUCAGGUCACUGCCAGGGGCAGGAAAGGGACUGUCUCUCUCUCUCUCUCUCUCCCCUGAGGAGAAGGGUGUCCUUUCCAGGCAGGGGAAAUUGUGGCCAGGCAGACCCAGUGAGUUGUGUUGUAGUUUUCCCUGUCAAAGUUUUAUUUAUCCCUUCUGUAAUCAAUAUUGUUUCUGUUCCAUUUGUUU
Molecule: messenger RNA, 1726 nt
Organism: Melospiza georgiana
Lineage: Eukaryota; Metazoa; Chordata; Aves; Passeriformes; Passerellidae
Product: zinc finger protein 35-like
Exons: 7
Coding region: 94-1335 (413 amino acids)
Biological process (GO): protein phosphorylation
Molecular function (GO): ATP binding; protein kinase activity
Source: RefSeq, a predicted model, not a curated record